CCGCCCUAAGGAUCGCGGCGGCAGGAGGCGCCCAGCAGCAGCCGCCGCCAUGCGGGGACAGGGGCGAGGCGACGACUUCCGACAGCAAAGCCGAGCUCUUCCGCCGCCUCGGUCCCGGCCCCUCCUCGGCCAGAAGCGCCUCCCCGACACGCGCUUCCGUUCCCGGCACCAAGCACCGCCCCCCUUCCCCGGUGGAGCGCGGGGAGGCUGCGCUUGCUUACCCAGUGGGGGCUCCCUCCCGCUCUCGCGCGCCUGCCUGCACUUCAGCGCCAUGAGGCCCAGGUGAGCCUCUCCACCUGAGCUGCACCUUCCUGUUGUCUGCUCCAGCCCACUCUCCGAGACGGGGGAGUUUGGAAUCCCUCUGGAAGAACUCUUUGCUGCAAGGGCAGAAGAAUGAGUGGGCAGCGUGUGGAUGCCAAAGUUGUGAUGCUGGGCAAAGAAUAUGUGGGCAAGACCAGCUUGGUGGAAAGAUAUGUUCAUAACCGCUUCCUUGUGGGGCCCUACCAGAAUACAAUAGGUGCUGCAUUUGUGGCCAAAGUCAUACCAGUGGGAGGCCGGACGGUGACUUUGGGCAUUUGGGAUACGGCUGGCUCGGAAAGGUACGAGGCUAUGAGCCGGAUCUACUAUCGUGGGGCAAAAGGUGCCAUUGUAUGUUAUGAUCUUACUGAUAGCAGCAGUUUCCAGAGAGCAAAAUUCUGGGUGAACGAACUGCAGAACUUUGAGGAGAACUGCAGGAUCUAUUUAUGUGGCACCAAGAGUGACUUGCUAGAUGAGGACAGGAGAAAACGAGGAAUUGACUUCCAUGAUGCACAAGACUAUGCUGAUGAGAUCAAAGCUGAGCUGUUUGAAACCUCCAGUAAGACGGGGCAAAACGUAGACGAGCUGUUCAAGAAGGUAGCUGAAGACUAUGUGCAGUUUACUGCAUUUCAAGAAAUGACAGAGGAUAAAGGAGUAGAUCUGAGCCAGAAGACUACGCCCACCUACUUCUACAGCUGCUGCCAUCAUUGAAAUUCUCCUUAGUUCGCCAAAAGCAGUGUUCCUCUUCCUGGGUUUGCAUUGCAGUUCAUGCCCUUGAGAUGGUUCAGAUCUUUUAUUGGCUAUAUGGAACAUUUUGCCCGUUGGCCAUGCAGAGCAUCCCUGGCUGGCACCUCUUCAGGAAGGAGAGAGUACAGCAGACCCAGGUUUUUUGUUGCAUCUACCACAAGCCUUGUUGCCGAGAGACUGGGAUCGCCUUGUGCCCUCCGCCCUUCCAGAGGCUAGCUAAUUAUUGAAGCAUGCCAGGAAUUGUUUUUCCACAACAGGCUUCCUUGCAGAAGACAGCCUGUGCUGACUGUGGUAGAUUCUGCCCUUUGGAAGGUGUUGUGUGAUUCCUUUGCUUUAUUAUUUAAAAUUGGCUUCUAAGUUAUAUAAAUGUAAAUAAAAAUGCAGUGUGGUCCUGUGUUGUUAUAUAGCUGGAGCUAGGACUGUUUUUACACUAAUAGGGAAGCACAUGGUGAAAAUGGGAUUGACCUUCAUCUGCACACACAGCUGGACAGGGAACACUCUGCAUCAGUAGGAAAGAUAUACCUCACUGGGGUUAUACAGAGGACUGUCAAUUUCCAGCAUAGGACAACUCUCUAAGAUAAUCAAGCCGCAAGGGGUGGGGGGAGUUUCAGGGAAGAAACAAAAGUCUGGCCCUGAAAGAGCCUCUCAGGAACUCAAGACCUUUUAUUGGACUAACUUUUGUGGGUGAUAAUAGGCCCAAUCAGAAAGCAUUUUGUUGGGGCUAGUUGUUGGCAUAUGUAGUUAUGUCAUGUUUAUUACUAAUAAGUAGGUGAGAAUGAAGUGCUCUCUCUGAUUUACUUAACUGAUGGUUCUCUGUAAUGCCCAAAUAUGAAUACUUUUCCCGUGAGAAGUUUCAGUAAGACAUUUAUGUCCCACAUCUGCAACAAUGUGCAUGAACUGGAUUACAAUAAAAUCAAAAGUUGGUCUCCCAAACCCCCUCACUUCAGCCAUUUUGCUCUACCUAAAAGGCCAAAUCAAUAGAAUGCUAUGGAUCAGAAAGAAAUCUGAUUCCCACUUAGUAAAUUCUCAUGUUCCCUCUAGGAAUUUUGUUGAAAUUGGAAAGAUACUGUGGCUGCCUAAAGGGAAUUAGGUAAAUUUCCUAAUAGCAUAGAAUGACAGACUGGGAAACAGAAUUUCCAAGCUCCACUUUUCAUUCUCUCUCAUAGGAAAUGUGUGAGAGCCAGGCAGUUUCUCCAGGCAUCCUGAACGGCACCUGAGAUGCACCUGUGCUUCCCUGUUACUUCAUGUUCUAUCUGACAGCCUAUCCUAUUUGGCCUAUUUUUGAAAGGAAAGCCUGGGGCUCCUCUUCCUAGCCUUUUCUCUGAAGUGACAGGUGGGGACUGGUCAACGUCACAGGGAACCAGAACUAGUUUUCCUUCAUCCUACCUCACAAUCAGUGUUCCCUCUAAGCUGAGUUACUGUGAGCUAGCUCACAGUUUUUUAGC
This is a messenger RNA of Gekko japonicus, 2489 nucleotides long. RefSeq names its product RAB24, member RAS oncogene family (gene RAB24). The transcript is spliced from 9 exons. Bases 394 to 1008 code for a protein of 204 amino acids. Gene Ontology annotation, molecular function: GTP binding; GTPase activity. NCBI's taxonomy places the organism in Eukaryota, Metazoa, Chordata, Lepidosauria, Squamata, Gekkonidae. The record is from RefSeq and is a predicted model, not a curated record.